This is a messenger RNA of Stegostoma tigrinum, 2624 nucleotides long. It is a transcript of the gene bmp15, whose product is annotated as bone morphogenetic protein 15. Gene Ontology annotation, cellular component: extracellular region. The coding region runs from base 68 to 1300 and encodes 410 amino acids. The record is from RefSeq and is a predicted model, not a curated record. The transcript is spliced from 2 exons. Lineage: Eukaryota; Metazoa; Chordata; Chondrichthyes; Orectolobiformes; Stegostomatidae. Gene Ontology annotation, biological process: BMP signaling pathway; SMAD protein signal transduction. Gene Ontology annotation, molecular function: cytokine activity; growth factor activity.
GGUAGCGUGUUAGAGUUUAGUAGUGCCUCAGAGCUAUGGUCCUGCCUGAUUUGCAGAAACUUGUACUAUGAUACCAUUAGCAGCUAACAUGUGCUGGGUGAUGAAUCGGAAUCGUAGCCGUAACGUAUUCCGAGUUUUGAUCUGUUUGCUGGAGCUUGUAGCUUUGCAUGGAGGGGCUGGGGAGAAACAAGCGCCUGCCGAGAGGGAGAUUAGAGACCUCGGUCCCCUUAUCGAGAUGUUGGCUGGAAAAGUUAGUCCCCGUCCUCCGCUGCCCUCGAAACAAGGGAUGGAUGAUCAACACAUGGAAUAUAUGGCCACUCUCUACAAGCAGUUAGCAGAUCGUGAUGGGAAGCCUAAAGCUAACCGGACCAUUAUGACUAACACUAUUCGGUUGGUGAAACCCAGUGCAAGUAUCCUGCUCGCCGACUCCGGUCAUUGGCAUGUGCAUCAUGUUCAAUACAAUCUGCAUUAUCUUCCAGAGCUGGAGCACUUGAUUAAAGUUGUUGUUGUUUAUUUGCACAGUCCUCUUGCCAAUCAACUCUUAGUCUCUUGUGAAAUCAGAUGUCUCCUUGCAAACUAUGUUAAUCUAAACUUCAUACAGAAUGCCACUGACAUAGAAUUGCCCAUAAGGUUUAUAUUAAACCUGAAUGAACGAUGGGCAGAAGCUGAUGUAACUCCUUGUGUCUUUCUCCCAACUGGUAAUUCUGUGAAGAAAGUGGAUCUGCAUAUCAGUUACAAGUGUGCUGAAUUUGGAAAAGUCAAAGAAAGAACUCUGGACAAAAGAAAAAACUAUGCUGUCCAUUUACAAGUGCCUUCUCUGCUACUAUAUUUAAAUGACACAGAUAAAACUGCACAUCAAAGACAAGAAAAAUCAGAAAAACAAUCUCUAGAGGGUUCAUCCAAAUCCCGUGUCCUGUCUAGGAAGCCACGACAACUAAGCAACAUUGGCUCAGUCGUUCCUAACUAUCUUACGAGUCCUCCAAGGAACAAAUGCAAGCUCCAUUCAUUCUGGGUAAGCUUUGAGCAACUGGGUUGGGAUCAUUGGAUUGUGGCUCCUCAUAGGUACAAUCCAAAAUUCUGCAGGGGAGACUGUCCUAGAAUUCUUCACUAUGGUUACCACUCUCCAAAUCAUGCCAUAGUGCAGAAUUUUAUUAAUGAAAUUGUUGAUAAACAUGUGCCCCGUCCAUCUUGUGUCCCUCUGAAAUACAGUCCAAUUAGUGUCCUGCUGAAGGAACAAAAUGAUCACAUUGUGUACAAAGAGUACAAGGACAUGAUUGCUGUGUCUUGUACUUGCAAAUAAACUUUAGUGCCUAUUGUCAAUUCUAGAUAAUUUGGGGCUAGUUUAGGAAAAUAUUGAGUGCACUGACAUAGUUAACAUAAAAUGUGCAAAGUAAAUUGGUCUGGUCAUGUUUAUGUAAUCACAUUGAUCAAAGCAAGUCAUAAAAUGGCUUGCUGUUGAAUUUAAUUGCAGUGAAGGCUUAUUUCUACACUCUUCCUACAUUUAUGGCAACCUGAGUUCAUGGUGCAAAUGUAGCCCUUCAGUAUCUCAAGUUUAGCUUUGCAAAGACUGCAGCAGGGAGGAAAGGCAAAGUGGGUGUCCCAAGAACCUUCUGCAAAGACAAUGAAAGUGUUGAGACCAAUAUACUUGAUGUGGCAAGAAAUUGAUUCUGUAGUCUAGAUUUAAUGUAUUUAUAAUUGUGAUUUUGUAAAUAUCACUUCCAGUUUAUGCUAAACUUUGUCAAUCUUUUAUAUUAAAGUUGUCAAGUCUAAUACUGUUGACCCAUUGAAAAAAGAAUCCUUUCAAGAAAAUGUAAAUACUCAAAUUUUAACUCCUCCAGAAUUAGGAUUCCAACAAAGUUACUUCACCUGAGCUGCAGUAACCUUUUUAAGCCAUAUCAUGGGAACUUGCUAUUGCUUCAGCUGUAGUUUCACUUGAGGGUAAUUCACUAGGUGAUUCAGGAAGUCCUGAGUAAAAAUUACCUUCGUUGUAGGUACCUCUCUUCAUCAGAUGAUGCACAAGAUAAUACAAGGGUGUGGUGACCAGCAGGUGGGUGAGAGCUGAGGGAAGCACCAAACAAUUGGGGAGGGUGGGGGGUAACUCACUUAAGUGAGCGAUUUAUUGUUUGUUCACUAGGGAUUGUAUACAAUGGAACCAUAAGAAUUUUAAAUGGCUAAUGCACUUUGGUUUUAAACCAAACUUUUGCAUCUUAACUUUUAAACUCUACAGUGCCCAGAGAUUGGAACUGAAAUUGCAGUAUUUUUGGCUACUGUAGUUCAAAGGGCUAGCUUAAUCUGAAGUGUAUGUAGGUAGAAUUAAACUGUACUAAAGUCUGAAUUACUUACUAUGCUGGUCUUGUCACUUUUGCUGUAUUUCUAACAAACUUCAAACAUUUGCACUACACAUCAACAUUUUCCAUGUACAAGUGAUUUCUGUGGGCUAGCAUACUCAUUUGUCUGUUUUACAAUAUUCAAAAGUAAACAGAAGUUUGAACAUGGAUGCACUAAACUAGGUGGUCUGAGUGAGUUAUGAUUUUUGCACUUUGCUUUCAGCCCUCCCAUUUGUAUUAAAAUAUCUUUAAAUUGAAAUAUUGCAUGUUAUAGGCUACCAAUGCAAAACUCUUGAA